Molecule: messenger RNA, 6020 nt
Organism: Penaeus chinensis
Lineage: Eukaryota; Metazoa; Arthropoda; Malacostraca; Decapoda; Penaeidae
Gene: Cul1
Product: cullin-1-like
Exons: 18
Coding region: 366-2756 (796 amino acids)
Biological process (GO): SCF-dependent proteasomal ubiquitin-dependent protein catabolic process; protein ubiquitination
Cellular component (GO): SCF ubiquitin ligase complex
Molecular function (GO): ubiquitin protein ligase binding
Source: RefSeq, a predicted model, not a curated record
GGUGAAGAAAGGUAUGGUGUCGCUGCGUCUCUCUCUCUCUCUUUCGCCGCGCUAAAAUGACCAAUUUCCCCCCGAUUGCGAGAUAAAACCGAACUGCGGAGGAAGAGGAAAGCAAGAUGGAUGUCAGGAGCAAGUGAGAAAAGGGAGGAGAAAAGAGGAGAUAAAGGGAGAGAGAGUGAAAAAAAGACACAAAAACAUUCGAGGAAGUUGGGAAGUGCAAGAGAGAAAAGAUCUUUCGCUUCUUUGGCAAAUUUUUAUCGCUCGGACUUCUUCGGUUUUUUUUUUUUUUUUAAGAAGGUGGAAUUUUUUUUCUUUCUUUUAUUCAUUUUUCUCCAUAGCCCGUGAGGACGAGAAACUAAGGCACAAUGUCAGGCCAACGAGGGGGUCUGGGGAGCAGCAGUAGUGGAGGGGGAGGGAGCAACAGUGGCAGCAGCAGCAACAGCAGCGGAGGCAGCAGCAACCCACACGGACUAAAACAGAUUGACCUGGAUCAGAUAUGGGGGGACCUCAGACAAGGGAUCGAGCAGGUCUACAAUAGCCAAGAGAUGUCUAGGCCUCGAUACAUGCAGUUAUACACACAUGUCUAUAACUACUGCACAUCGGUUCACCAACAGUCGACCAAAUCAAGCAGCAGUGGAGGCGGUCCUCGCGUCAAAAAGAGCACUGCGGCUGGCGGAGGAGCACAGUUCGUGGGUCUCGAACUUUACAAACGCCUUAAAGACUUUUUAAAGACAUAUCUCCUCACACUCAUGAAAGAUGGAGUGGAUCUGAUGGACGAGGAGGUACUUCGGUUUUACACAAAGCAGUGGGAGGAAUAUCAGUUCUCCAGUAAGGUGCUGAAUGGUGUGUGUGCUUAUCUAAAUCGUCAUUGGGUGAAGCGAGAAUGUGAUGAGGGACACAAGGGUAUCUAUGAAAUCUAUCAGCUUGCCCUGGUCACGUGGCGAGAUCACUUAUUCCAGCCACUUAAUAAACAGGUUACAAAUGCCGUCUUAAAACUUAUUGAACGAGAAAGAAAUGGAGAAACAAUAAAUACGAGACUGGUGUCAGGUGUUAUGAACUGCUAUGUUGAACUAGGUCUCAAUGAAGAUGAACCAAGUGCAAGAGGCCAGAAUCUGUCCGUGUACCGAGAGUCCUUUGAAAAUACCUUCCUGGAGGACACAGAACGGUUCUACACACGGGAAAGCACAGAGUUCUUACGAAACAACCCAGUCACUGAAUAUAUGAAAAAGGCUGAGACGAGACUGCUUGAGGAGCAGCGGAGAGUCCAGGUGUACCUCCAUGAGACAACCCUAGAGAAGUUAGGGAAGACGUGUGAGAAGGUGCUCAUCGAGAAGCACCUUGAGAUUUUCCACAAUGAGUUCCAGCACUUGCUGAAUGAUGACAAGAAUGAGGACCUUGCUAGGAUGUAUCAGCUUGUGUCAAGAAUACCUGAUGGUUUGCGGGAGUUGCGAACACUUCUGGAGCAACAUAUUACAAACCAGGGUCUGGCUGCCAUUGACCGUUGUGGAGAGACGGCAGUCAACGACCCCAAAGUUUACGUCCAGACAAUCCUAGAGGUCCACCGCAAGUACAAUUCUCUGGUGCUGACGGCGUUCAACAACGACACAGGCUUUGUGGCUGCCUUGGACAAAGCUUGUGGUCGGUUCAUCAACAACAACAAUGUCACCAAGCACCCAAAUUCCUCUUCAAAGUCUCCAGAGCUUCUGGCCAAGUACUGUGAUUUGCUACUUAAGAAGUCCUCCAAGAACCCUGAGGAGGCAGAGUUAGAAGAUACGCUUAAUCAGGUGAUGAUUGUCUUUAAGUACAUAGAAGAUAAGGAUGUAUUCCAGAAGUUCUAUAGUAAGAUGUUAGCCAAGAGAUUGGUCCAGCACAUGUCUGCCAGUGAUGACGCCGAAGCCUCCAUGAUAUCCAAGCUGAAGCAGGCGUGUGGUUUCGAAUAUACCUCUAAGCUACAACGCAUGUUCCAGGAUAUUGGGGUCUCAAAGGAUCUCAAUGAUCAGUUUAGGAAACAUCUCAUCAGCAGUAAUGAACCUCUGGACCUCGACUUCUCCAUCCAGGUGCUCUCGUCAGGGUCAUGGCCCUUCCAGCAGUCACAGAGCUUUACGUUACCCCAUGAGCUGGAGCGCAGUGUAUCAAGAUUCACCACGUUCUACUCCAGUCAACACAGCGGUCGAAAGUUGAAUUGGUUAUUCCACCUUUCAAAGGGAGAAAUUGUCACAAAUUGCUUCAAGAAUAGGUAUACCCUACAAGCCUCAACAUUUCAAAUGGCUGUCCUACUACAGUUUAACACUGCUGUAUCAUGGACAGUUGGACAUCUACAGGAGAUGACAGGCAUAUCCUUAGAGAUCCUUCAGCAGGUUGUCCAGAUCCUUCUCAAGUGCAAGCUCCUCAUCUCUGAGGAUGAGGAGGACAUCUCCCCUGACUCCAGAGUCAACCUGUUCCUGGGAUAUAAGAAUAAGAAACUCAGAGUAAACAUCAACGUACCAAUGAAGACAGAAAUGAAGAUUGAACAAGAACUGACCCAUAAACACAUAGAGGAGGACCGCAAGCUCCUCAUCCAGGCUGCCAUUGUGCGCAUCAUGAAGAUGAGGAAAGUAUGUAAACAUCAGCAGCUUCUCAUGGAAGUCCUGAAUCAGCUGACUCCCAGGUUCAAGCCUCGGGUCCCAACUAUAAAGCGCUGUAUUGACAUCCUGAUUGAGAAGGAGUACUUAGAGAGAAUAGAUGGCCAGAAGGACACCUACAGUUACCUCGCGUAAAACUGGAGGCUGCAGCAUUGCAAGAGGAAUCGUUAUUUUGCCGAUCACACUGUAAAUAUCAGCUGUGCUAGGCCCAACCUGCCGUAGCUCUCGAAGAGAAAAUGAUAACCAUAAUCUGAGCCUCGCGAUACACUCAUGCUAAGGCUUGCAUUUUGCUGACUGGAUCACUCGUAUUGCAUGUCAUCCUUGCUCAUUUAGCCCUUCUAUGAGUGUGGGCUUGGCACCUCACAGUCCAGCCCUCCUGCUUCAACAUGCCCCUUUCUGUUUAGAUUGUAUUUUUAUCACACAGGUAUUAGAGCCAUCCAUCUCAAUUUAGACUGUUGUACAUUUCCAUUGUCACAAUGAUAGCUGUAAUAAUAAUGGAAUGACUGAUGGUAUUUAGGAGUACUAAGAGAAUAUAGUACUUAUCACCAUCAUCAUCAUUGCUAAUUAUAAAUGUUGUUGUGAUGAUUGCCUACUUUCUGGUUAUUUGGAUGAUUAUUGUUAUUAUUAUCAUAAUCAUUACUGUUAUUAUUAUUAUUAUUAUUUUACUUGAAUUUAGGAUAAGUUCAUAGUCGCCAUAUCAUGAUAUACAUUCUAGAAAGUGAUUCACAUGUGAUCAGACCAGCAAAUGUCAAGCAUUAGGAAAUACUUAACAAUAUAUCUGUCUUUGUGUUGUGAACUGGAAAGUGAGUUAAAAAGAAUGCGAUUCUCGUCUAUACUAAGUCCAAGAUAAGGAGACUCACUGCGACCCAAGGACGCACCCGGGUGUUUGCUUAUUCUUCAAAAGAAAAAAAAAAAAAAGAAAAUACAUAAAAAAAUGUUCCAGUGUCAAGCUUUGAGAUUUGUACAUUGUAGCCAAGUGGCUUUUCCUUGCUGCUUAAUGUCUGAGCAUUUUUUUUCUUCAUUUUUUUUAUUUUUUAUUUUUUUUUAUUUUUUUAAACUCAUUUCUCCACUUCCUUCUGCCCUUCCCCCCCUCUUUAAGUCUUUCAUGUCUUCAUUAGGGGAGAAAAAAGUUAGAGAUCCAACUCUGUAGGAUUUUAGGGCAUUGGACCAAGAUUGAUCUGUCGGCUGUCAGUCACAGCAGAUCGAUGCAGGUAAUCCACACAUUUUCCUGUCAUCGAUGUCCUUUUUUAAAGUAAUAUACCAUCAUUUUUUUUUCUUUUUUUUUUCUUUUUUUUUUGUCUGUGCAGAGGGAUCUCUAAAAAGGUGUGCAUUGACUGGGUGUUGCUCUCCCUGUACCAGCUGUCCCCCGGCAAUGCAGUGUGAUAUUUUAGCUAUCCUGUGCCACAGAUCACGACCUCACCUCUGCCACUUAUUAUGCUCUUUCUGUGAUCUGCUGAAGGAGGUGGCCUGGCGUCUAGCAUUUAUAGAGUGCUCUGUACUCUCCAGGGCAUGUUAGGUAGAAGCAUAUGAAAACAAAGCAAGGAAAAUGAUGUCUAUAUAUAUUGUUUGAGUUACCCAUCUUAGUAAAAAAGAAAAAAGAAAAAAAAAAAAUGUAUAGCCUGAUUGUCUACAGACAGUUUUACUUCUCAACCCUAAUUGUUGAAUUGUCCCGGAAUUUAACAAAUAAAAUGUAAUUAAAUUAAUCUUUGUUUCUUGCUACAUUUUUGUCAUCAUCAAAUAGCUUUUUAUGAAUAUAGUAUUUACUGAAUGAAAAUGGUUGCCAGUAAUUGAGGGUAACUUGACUGACUUAUCAGGUAUCAUAGAGACGUUGCAUCUACAGUAAUCUACUUGUAUUGCAACAGAGUUGCUGCAAAUAGCAGGUUUUACACUUCUCAAAAAAUGUCUAUAAAGGCAGUACAUGGUCCACUGUUUCAGGGAAAUAUGUUCAAAUUACAAACAUUUUUUUUGCAAGUUAAAGAAUUGUUCUCACUGCACUAAGUAAAUGUUUGGGGGGUUUUAAGUAAAUUAUUGGCAUUGUCAACAUGUAACUACUAGUUUAACCCACUUUGUCUUUCAGAUAAGCAAAAUUAAGUUCUCUAUUAUUAUCACCCCUUUUUUAUGAUAAAACAUAAUAACUGAUCUGUUGGUCAUUAACACUUAAAUUACCAUUAUAAUUCCCUCUGUUUACUUUUUUACAUAGAAGUAUUAAAGUUUAAAUGACGGAUUAAUUUUUGUAAUGUAUAUUGGUGAGUCUUAAGUGACUACACUAAGCACUCCAUAUACCAAUACCUUUUGGGGCUGUGGCAAGCAAUCACUCCAGUAUAUAUUGUAUAUUAGAAUGCUUGCAUGACGUAUAUAUCAUGUAAUGCUAUUACAAGCCGUCUAUAAAUAUCAAAAUGAUAAUUUGAAAAUAUCCGUAGGACACCUUCUGUAUGGAAGAAGUUAGUAUACCAAUUUUAUAUAUUUCUUGAGAUACAUUGCAUUUUUUUUUUUUUUUUUUCUUCAUCCAUGUAUUUUUUCUUGGCUUUAGUAUCUUCUGUAGUGGCACAUCCAGUGCCAUUCUCUGGGCACUAUUUAGGGUUCUUAUAAUCACAUCAGUUAGGGAGAAGUUUGCAUCGCCAGGAUGUAGGGGCAAAAGUGUUCCUUCAAUUGCAGAUUUUACAAGUAGAAGUGUCACCUCUUGGUUGUGUUGUAGGAAGAAUUUGCUACCAUGUGGACAAUAUAUUAACCCUCUUCCAUACCCGAGGACAGUUUAGUGCCUCCUGCUACACGUGGGCUUUCCCGUGUACAGGAAUGUUUCACAUUUCCUGCUCAUGAACUUUUUACCCAGUUCUGCCACCAUCCAAGGGCAUGGGGGCUGCUUUAUGUUAGGUUUGUGAUGUAUUUAGCCUCUAUUUUCUGUAGGUACACAUAUUCAGUGGGGGUCUAUGUUUCAUUUCUUUGUGCGAGGGAUUUUAUGCGGUUUACUGGUAUAUCACCCCCUCAGCUCUCUGUUUACAGGUAUUUUAAACUUGUAAUGAUGAAAAAAAGUGAAGUGUUACCGAGUGAGAUUGUGUUUGAUCUUGUGUACAUAACGGUGUUUGCCGAAGAUAAAAAGGCAGUUUUUGACACUGUACCAUCCUGAUGUUGCUAAAUGUGAAAGCACUAAUAUAAUAUCCACUAUAUAUAUAUAUAGGAUAUGUUCUUGCAGCAACUUCACAUGGUACUCUAUGCAGAUAGCUCCACUGUAUCAAGUCAAGAAUUCAUAACGCAGGUCGUGAGGGAAGGAGCAUCAUUGCUGUAAAUACUGUAGAGUUUUUAUGUAAACCUUAAUGCUAUAGUACCAACAAUUUUUUUUUUUUGUUCUAGGAUACAAUUUUCUGUUGGCUUACGGGAUAGAAUAAAUUAUUUGAUGUUUAA